Molecule: messenger RNA, 1558 nt
Organism: Podarcis raffonei (Aeolian wall lizard)
Lineage: Eukaryota; Metazoa; Chordata; Lepidosauria; Squamata; Lacertidae
Gene: ISG15
Product: ISG15 ubiquitin like modifier
Exons: 2
Coding region: 116-613 (165 amino acids)
Biological process (GO): modification-dependent protein catabolic process; protein ubiquitination
Cellular component (GO): nucleus; cytoplasm
Molecular function (GO): protein tag activity; ubiquitin protein ligase binding
Source: RefSeq, a predicted model, not a curated record
GAAGGGAGAGCUGCUGCCAGACCGCGUCAGCUGAGCAUCCGACGGCAGCUGUUGGCUUCGGUGUCCCGAUCGCUGACUUCAGGCGUUGCUACGACCCAGACGGCAAACGUGCAGGAUGGCCCUGUGGUUGAAAGUAAAACUCCUGUCAGGAGAGCAAUACUCCCUGGACACGCAUGGCAGCAAAACUGUCUGGGAUUUCAAAAUCCAAGUAGCCCAGAAGACAGGGUUGUCCCCAUAUCAGCAGAAGCUGGCCUGCCAGUCCAACGGCAACAUCAACCUUCAGGACAGCGACCAGAUCUCCAAAUUUGGGCUGAAAUCCGGGGACACCAUACUGUUGGUGGUCAAGAGCGAGGAGUCCAUCCCCAUCUUCCUGCAUAACGCCAGGGGCCAAACCAAAAGCUACCUCGUCAUGCCUUCGGAUUCGGUGAACCAUUUCAAAGCUCGAAUUCGGCAGCAGGAGAACAUCCAGGCUGAUCAGUUCUGGCUGACGUAUGAAGGGAAACCCCUGGAUGAUGGCAAGAAGCUGUCUGACUACAACAUCGCUCCCCACGGCACCGUCUACUUGAACUUCCGCCUCCGAGGGGGCUGCAAUUUGGGGGGUGGGCCAGCUUAGCAGACCUCGGGACACCCCAGGCUGUUUCCUCUCUGCUUUUUCUGACUUGCUUCUAAGUUAGAUCACGCUCUGUCCCCAUCCUCAGCUUGCCACCAGCCUUAUGCUCUAUGUCAAGGGUCAGGAACCUUUUUCAGCCAUGAGCCGGUCCACUGUCCCUCAGACCAUGUGGUGGGCAGAACUAUAUUUUUUUUUUGGGGGGGAGAAAUGAACGAAUUCCCAUGCCCCACAAAUAACCCAGAGAUGCAUUUUAAAUAAAAGGACACAUCCUACUCAUGUAAAAACACGCUGAUUCCCGGACCGUUCACGGGCCAGAUUGAGAAGACAAUUGGGCCGCAUCCGGCCCCCGGGCCUUAGGUUGCCUACGCCGCUCUAUGUAUUUGCAGCAGUACUGAGCAUUUUUGGAAACUUUGUUGAGCCACCUGUUGCGCAAGGAGCUUCCGCCAGUGCAACUGCUGAGUUGAAUUCCUCCAUUGCUCAACAUGAAAAUCCAGCUAGCGCAGGUACAGAGAGCCUUGCCAAUAGACCUCAGUGUUAUAGCAAUGUGGCAGCAGGUAUUCCAUCUGGCUGCAGCCAUUGCACAUGGCUGUAGCCAUUCUGCUCUGUAGCCAUUCUGUAGCCAUUUGGCUUCUCCUUGCCCUGAAUUCUUUCCAUUCAGGCUGGCUAUUGUCAGAAAUUAUAACUUCCAACAACUGGGUGCCUGGGCUUGCUUGUUUUCCUCUUCCCUCACCAUCCCUUUUUCCUUUCGUUGUUUUAUGUAAGCUGCCCUGGGAGCCUUUUUUUGGGGUGGGUGGGAAGAGUGGGGCGAAAAUGCUUAAAAUAAAUAGCAGGCGUUGACUGGCUUUUUAAUUAUUAUUUUAUCCUUCCGUGGCUUCGAUUCCGCAUUGCACUCAAGAGCUUUUAUGUACUUGCUUUUACACUGCUUUCAAAAAUAAAUACAAGAAAACA